AGUCCGUAGUCACUUAUGUGGAUCGUAGUGUGUCUUCUUCCCUCUUCCGCAAACUUGUAUGCCAGGCCAGGCCAGUUGUGCUCUCAUACCGAAGACAGCCAAACAUCGGACAACAGGCAGGGCCACAGACUAGUCCAAGACAACCCUUCUCAACUUGCAACCUGCAAUACCUCUAAUUUCUUAGAAUACCAACCAAUGUGCUUGUGGCUGUCUAUUGCUCGCCAUACAGUGCAACUGGAAGUCAACCGGCCGAAUCUGACCCAGCCUGUCGCAAGAUACUGAUUCAACUAUCCUCCGAGCGACCCGGCACUUCUUACGAGUCUAAGCCCAUUGAAGCUGAG
Molecule: messenger RNA, 341 nt
Organism: Colletotrichum phormii
Lineage: Eukaryota; Fungi; Ascomycota; Sordariomycetes; Glomerellales; Glomerellaceae
Exons: 2
Coding region: 16-282 (88 amino acids)
Source: RefSeq, a predicted model, not a curated record